Daktulosphaira vitifoliae (grape phylloxera) is the source of this 624-nucleotide messenger RNA. RefSeq lists its product as uncharacterized. Bases 35 to 622 code for a protein of 195 amino acids. The record is from RefSeq and is a predicted model, not a curated record. NCBI's taxonomy places the organism in Eukaryota, Metazoa, Arthropoda, Insecta, Hemiptera, Phylloxeridae. The transcript has 4 exons.
UUGUGUUGAUCUUAUACAAUCGUUUAAAUUUAUAAUGGGCCAAUUUUUAAAAAAAACUAUUUCAAUUAUCGUUUUUAUUUUAUUGAAUACAAUAUUUUGUAUGGAAAGAACGCACCUCAUGCCGAAUCUUCCAGUCGGACCAUAUAAACACAAAUUCAAAUAUGCUUCUAUUUGCAAUGCUUCAAUAGAUUAUCCCUUAAAAUUUAAAUAUUACUUAUCAAAGCCUACUCCAACACAAAUCUUAUUAAAGGGCAAUGUUACUUUCAAUAUUCCGUUAGAUGACAGAUUAUACUUUAACUUUAACAUGGCCGUUUGGUCAAAAAUUGGAGGAUGGAAAGAUAACGCAAUCGUUUACAAAAAUAAAGGUGCAUGUUCAAGUAUAAAAUUUCUUAUGGGAAAUGUGUGGAAUGAAUAUAUUUUGAAGCACCAUUUUACUGAUUGUCCCUUGAAACCUGGCUUCUACAAUGUGGAUGGGUUUGAUCUAUCACACAUGACUCAGACAAAUAUUACAAAACAAUUUUUCUAUGGUUCUUAUAAAACAUCAAUAUAUUAUACGGAUGAGAAAAAUGUUCAAGUUGGCUGUUAUUUUCUUCUUCUGGAUAUAUUGAGACCAUGGGAAUAGUA